CCUCCCUCUUCUUCUUCUAUUUUCGUGCUUCCGUGGGACGGCGAGGGUAGGCGGCGAGAGGUGGCGGAUCUGAGAAGAGAUAGAAGAAGGAGGCUAGGAAGUGGCGGACGAGAUCGCAUCAGAUGUCCAAAGGGAGCGUGGUGGUCAUCGACAAUGGGGCGGGGCUGUGCAAGGCGGGUUUUGGCGGAGAUAGGGAUCCCGUGGCCAUCGUCCCCAACUGCGUCGCAAAGUCUCCUGCCUCCAAGAAAUGGCUGGUGGCGGACGAACUCCGCGCCGCCGACACCGACGUCACUUCCGUGUCCCUCCGGCGGCCCUUCGAUCGCGGCUACCUCGUCAAUCCGGAGCUCCAGAGGGAGGUGUGGGACAGAGUGAUCCGAACCCUCCUUCGCGUCGACCCUAACCAUUCAUCGCUCCUCCUGGUGGAGCCUCUCUUCAACCCUCCUUCUGUCCAGCGCGUCACCGAUGAGAUCGUGUUCGAGGAUUUCGGCUUCCGCUCACUCUGCGUCGCCGAUUCCCCCUCCCUCGUCCACCUCUUCGAGGCGAGUCGCGGCCACUCCCACUGUCAUCAGACUCAAUGCAGCCUCGUGGUCGACUGCGGCUUCUCCUUCACCCACGCCGCCCCCGUGCUCCAAAACUUCACGCUCAACUACGCGGUCAAGCGCCUCGACCUCGGUGGCAAGGUCCUCACCAACUACCUCAAGGAGUUAGUCUCGUACCGCUCCGUCAACGUCAUGGAUGAGACCCUCAUCAUUGACCACGCCAAAGAGAAGCUCUGCUUCGUCUCUCUCGAUGUGUCACGGGAUCUCCGCCUUGCAAGGAGAAGUGGAAAACAGAACCCAUUCAAGUGCACAUAUGUUCUCCCUGAUGGUAUUGAACAUACUAAAGGCUAUGUCAAAGACUUUGAUGAAGCACAGAGGUACCUUUCUCUGCCGUAUGAGACAUUGCCCACAGUUUCAGGACAAAAGGAAGAGCUGACACUCUCACCCUCCAAUUUGGAAAAACCAGAACAGAGGAUGAAAGUUGAUUUGUUGCAAAAUGAAUUUACCCUGACAAAUGAACGCUUCCUUGUGCCUGAGAUGCUAUUCCAUCCUGCUGAUUUAGGUAUGAACCAAGCAGGAUUAGCUGAAUGCAUUGUCCGAGCAGUUAAUUCUUGUCAUCCUCUUCUUCAUCCUGUACUCUAUGAAAGCAUUCUACUGACUGGUGGAAGCACACUAUUUCCUCGUUUUGCAGAGAGAUUAAAAAUGGAGCUUCGACCUCUCGUUCCUGAUGAUUAUCAAGUGAAGAUUACUUCACAAGAAGAUCCUAUUCUAGGCAUAUGGAGAGGUGGUUCACUGUUAGCAUCGAGCCCUGAUUUUGAGUCAAUGUGCGUGAGCAAGUCUGAUUAUGAAGAGCUUGGUUCAACUCGUUGUCGACGCCGCUUUUUCCACUGAGUAUUUUAGUUUUAGUCGUUUAUUAGCUGCUCUUUUUGGUGAGAUUGUUAAUCUCUCUUUAAGAAGUUGGGCUGACAAACGUUUCAUCAUCAUUUAUCAAGGUUGUAGCAUUGGCAUCUCAUUUUAAGGACUAUGCCCAAAGGCUGGCCAGUGUCGAGUUGCUUGUUGCUGGUAAAUUCGAUUGUUUUAAACUCAACCAUCAACUGUCGAAUUAAAAUUUUGUACUCAGUCAAGUGACUAUAUGUUGUUAAGCAUGCUGGAAUUUUUUAAUUGACACUUUAUGUUCGCCUGUUGUAUUUGUGUUGUCUUUUCCCCAUGUAAAUAGCUAGUGAUAUCAGUGUAAAAUUAUAUAAAUUCUAAAGAGUCAAUA
This is a messenger RNA of Zingiber officinale, 1800 nucleotides long. Its product is annotated as actin-related protein 6-like. Gene Ontology annotation, cellular component: Swr1 complex. The coding region runs from base 123 to 1430 and encodes 435 amino acids. The transcript is spliced from 8 exons. Lineage: Eukaryota; Viridiplantae; Streptophyta; Magnoliopsida; Zingiberales; Zingiberaceae. The record is from RefSeq and is a predicted model, not a curated record. Gene Ontology annotation, molecular function: nucleosome binding.